This is a messenger RNA of Pseudoliparis swirei, 1874 nucleotides long. It is a transcript of the gene angptl7, whose product is annotated as angiopoietin-like 7. The transcript has 5 exons. The record is from RefSeq and is a predicted model, not a curated record. Bases 185 to 1207 code for a protein of 340 amino acids. Lineage: Eukaryota; Metazoa; Chordata; Actinopteri; Perciformes; Liparidae.
UGAGCGCAAUAAGACAGAGUCAAAGAGGAGCUCCGACUCAACUGGUCGGCCACAGCUGUUGUCCGUUUUGACAUUUCCCAGAAAGAAAAAAGGGCCUUCCACAAGGGGACAGACCAAAAAAGAAGAGAAAAAAAAGGCUGGUGAAAACUCCUGGACGUUUGCGGGGGGGAAAAAAGAAAAGAAGAUGGCAAAAGUGAACGUGAGCGCGGUGGCCCUGGGGCUCACGCUGCUCCUGCUGGCCGAGACGUGGGCCCAGAAUCCGCGGAAGAGGCUGGCUCCGAAGCCUCCCAAGGCGCAGUGCUGCAACGACGUGCGCUCCCUCAAGGUGCAGGUGGCCAACCUCACCAGCCUGCUGGGGGAGAUGAGCCGCAAGCAGGAGACGGACCUGAUGAGCGUCGUGAGGCAAAUCAUGGACCUGGACAAGCAGAACCGGCAGCAGGAGUCCCGGGUGACGGAGGCGGAGAGCAAGUACUCGGAGAUCAACAACCGCGUGGAGAUCAUGCAGCUGCAGACCGUGCAGUCGGCCACCCAGACCUCAUCGGACGCCAUAUACGACUGCGCAUCCCUGUACAACAAGAACUACAAAAUCUCUGGCGAGUACAAACUGCCUAAAGACGAGUUUCUGGGCACGCCCGAGAUGAGCGUCUUCUGCGACAUGGAGACAAAAGGAGGCGGUUGGACUCUGAUCCAACGGCGCAAAAUCGGCCUCACGUCGUUCAACCGGGACUGGAAGCAGUACAAGAACGGAUUCGGAUCCAUCCGCGGGGACUUCUGGCUCGGCAACGACCACAUCUUCCGUCUGACGAGGCAGCCCAGCUCGCUCCGGAUCGAGAUGGAGGACUGGCAGGGGCAGAAGCGCUACGCCGAGUACGGCUUCUUCGCCGUGGGCAACGAGCUGAACAGCUACAAGCUCUUCCUCGCCAACUUCAGCGGCAACGCCGGGGACUCGCUGCGCUACCACAACAACACCAACUUCAGCACCGUCAACAAGGACAACGACAAGUGCGUGGACGACUGCGCGUCCCUGCGCAAAGGUGGUUACUGGUACAACUGCUGCACCGACUCGAACUUGAACGGCGCCUUCCACCGCUACGGCCAGCACAUAACGAAGAACCCGGAUGGGAUCACUUGGUACGGCUGGCACGGGUCCAACUACUCCCUCAAGAAGGUGGAGAUGAAGGUCCGGCCCGUGGAUUUUCAACUGUAAACGAUUCGGGCCGGUGGUGGCCAGACGACCCCGACCCCCCCCCUCCCCCCCGAGAUGACACGCGUGAAUGCCGAGCGAUCUCGCCGAGCGAUCUCGCCGAUAAGUUCGACCAAAAUCGUGCGAAAAAAGUAAAUGAAAAUGUAGGUUUUUUUGCGACGUUUCUGGUCACGUUUUCGUCCGAUUUGAGCGUGUCACGUCUGUCGCCGUGUUCGAUUGUAAAUUGUAGUUCAUCUUUUGUGUAUUUAUCAGUACGAAUAUUGUAUUUUUCGCCACAAAAAAAAAUGCUUUCAUAGAUGCUUUUUUACCACUGUCCCGUCGAGGGUGACUGGAUUUUUGAUUCCUUCUCUCGUUUGUCUUGAAAGCACUAGGAUGUAUUUUUUUAGUUAACACAAGUAACACAUGUACAGGAGCGUCGCAAGAAUCCGUCCAGAGUAGUCUGGUUCAGGUAGAACUCACUAAGGACGGGUCGGAACCGAGAACAAAAUGGAUCUUUGUGAGUUGCUGGAAGGGGAUCAACCACCGAAAAAGGCGCUUCCUAUGAAUUACGCUGCCUUUUAUUGUAAAACCCUAACCAUUGAUGAUGGAAAUGUGUCAUUUGUAAAAUGUGUACAGCUCUGUAAUUAUGUCGUUUUAUGUGAUAGAAAAUAAACAUAUUUUUUAAACGAAA